AUGUCUAACGAACAGACUUUCAUUGCUGUCAAGCCAGAUGGCGUUCAGCGAGGCCUCGUGGGCGACAUCAUCAGCCGCUUCGAGAAGAGAGGAUACAAGCUGGUUGCUAUCAAGAUGACCUCCCCAGGCAAGGAGCAUCUUGAGAAGCACUACGAAGACCUGAAAGACAAGCCCUUCUUCAAGGGUCUCGUUACCUACAUGUUGAGCGGUCCCAUCGUGGCUAUGGUCUGGGAAGGCCGUGACGCCACCAAGACUGGUCGUGCCAUUCUCGGCGCCACCAACCCUCUCGCAUCCUCCCCUGGUACCAUCCGUGGUGACUAUGCCAUUGAUGUUGGGCGCAACGUCUGCCACGGCUCGGAUGGCGUUGAAAGUGCCAAGAAGGAGAUUGCUCUGUGGUUCAGCCCCGAGGAAAUUCAAAGCUGGAAGUCUGCUCAGCACGACUGGAUCUACGAGAAAUAA
Cladophialophora yegresii CBS 114405 is the source of this 459-nucleotide messenger RNA. Its product is annotated as nucleoside diphosphate kinase. Gene Ontology annotation, molecular function: nucleoside diphosphate kinase activity. Bases 1 to 459 code for a protein of 152 amino acids. The record is from RefSeq and is a predicted model, not a curated record. The transcript has 6 exons. Lineage: Eukaryota; Fungi; Ascomycota; Eurotiomycetes; Chaetothyriales; Herpotrichiellaceae. Gene Ontology annotation, biological process: CTP biosynthetic process; UTP biosynthetic process; GTP biosynthetic process.